Messenger RNA from Melampsora larici-populina 98AG31, 1448 nucleotides. RefSeq lists its product as uncharacterized. The transcript is spliced from 3 exons. Bases 80 to 1240 code for a protein of 386 amino acids. The record is from RefSeq and is a predicted model, not a curated record. Lineage: Eukaryota; Fungi; Basidiomycota; Pucciniomycetes; Pucciniales; Melampsoraceae.
CUGGACUCCAAGUACUUGAUACUCGAACUAAUUCAAAGUAAAGUCACCAAAAGGUUAUAUCCUGAACAAUCAACAGACGAUGUUUGGUGAAGAUGAUAGUGAAAGUCCAAGAAGACCUUCACCAUUUUAUAGUAAUGGGAAUUCAAACGAUACAAAACAUACGAAGAAAGUAUCAUUAUCAUCAACUUCAAAUCAUUCAAAACCUAAAACUUUAAGAGAAUUUUUGGAAAGAGAAAUGAAUGGAUUAAGUUUAGAUCAAGGGUCAUGGAGAAAUGAAAUCGAACCUGAAGUUGAUUCAGAUGGGCAUAUAGAAUACAAAUUGAAGAUCUUAUCACCGAGUCCAGCAAGAUUUGAAAAACUAACCACCCAAUUAAAAUGGAGAUUGUUAGAAGGAGGAGGGAUCGCAUUAUAUGAAAUUGGAGUAUUAGAUGAUGGAACGUUGAUUGGAUUAAAUUCAAAUCAAAUGGAAGAAAGUUUAUCCAACUUGAAUAAGAUGGCAAAAGAAUUAAAUAGUUAUAUUGAAAUUUCUCACGUGAUUCAAUUACCUGAAAUCUUAAUCCAAACUACAUCUACUUCAAGUCAAAAUAGGUCUUUGAUACAUCAAGUUUUUAAAAAUCAUAUGGGUAAAUCAAUACAACAUCAUAAUUCGAAUAAUAAUUCUAUUGGAUCUGAACGUAAAGACAAAGGCAAACAAAGAAAAAAGAAAAAGAAACUUAAAUCUAAAUUAUCGAAUUACAAUCUAAAUAACCGAGUAUCACAGACAAAGACCAUUAGAAUAGCACCAGGAGAUUCAGCAGUUUCAUCAGAUAGUGAAACCAAUAGUCCGAAAGCAACUUUUGAAAACAAAACCAAUUCAUUAAUUAAUUCACUAGAAAUUUUAAAACUUGAUACCGAAGAACCUUCAAAGAAACCAAAAGUGAAAAGAUGGUCAAGAGAAAUAGACCAGAGACCUUCACGACAAAUUGAAAGAAUAGGUGGAUAUUUAGAUCAGAUUUGUUUAUUAACACCUGAAGAAAGAUGUAUGAUUAAAAGCAAUUUAAGAAAAGAAAAAAAGAAUGAGAGAAAUAAGAAAUCGAAAAAUAAAGAAACUAGGAAAGCAAUUGAAGAAGAGGAUGGAGAUGGAGAUGUAGAUGGAAAGGAUUUGAAUGAAACUAAGUAUGUGGUUGAAGUUAAGGUUUUGAAAUGUUUGGAUCAAUUUGAAGAUGAAAGGUUUCUUGAUUUUGAAGGGUUCGGAAAUUAGUUUUACCAGAUUUAUUCAACAUUUUUUGGGGGUUAUGUCUUUAGAUUUAUAUCUAUCUUUUCAAUGGUCUUUUCUUUUGAUGUUGAAUUCUUGAUGAGACAUUCUUAGAGUUUGAUGUUGAUGUUGUAUGUUUUGUUUGAUAGAUUGAAAUUUGUUGUACAUAAAUAGUUAGAUUAGGAACUUUGUAAUGGAAUUAUUUAUUAACGUG